AUGGAAGAUGCUUUGGAUGAGUUAAUCAAGGAUUGUGCUCAGCAGUUAUUUGAAUUAACAGAUGAUGAAGAAAAUGAAAAACUGGCAUAUGUGACAUAUCAAGAUAUUCAUAGCAUUCAAGCGUUUCAUGAACAGAUUGUUAUUGCAGUUAAAGCUCCAGAGGAAACCAGGUUGGAUGUUCCAGCUCCCAAAGAAGACUCUAUCACGGUACACAUAAGGAGCACCAGAGGACCCAUUGAUGUGUAUUUGUGUGAAGUAGAGCAGAACCAUUCAAAUGGCAAAACAUCAGACAGGGUAGGGACCUCUUCAUCUAAAAGCAAGCAUCCAGAACACCCAGAGAAAGGAGAAAAAUCCUCCUCAGCAAAGUGAAGAUGUGCUUGAAGU
Molecule: messenger RNA, 384 nt
Organism: Sciurus carolinensis (gray squirrel)
Lineage: Eukaryota; Metazoa; Chordata; Mammalia; Rodentia; Sciuridae
Product: transcription factor E2F6-like
Exons: 1
Coding region: 1-369 (122 amino acids)
Biological process (GO): regulation of transcription by RNA polymerase II
Cellular component (GO): RNA polymerase II transcription regulator complex
Molecular function (GO): RNA polymerase II cis-regulatory region sequence-specific DNA binding; DNA-binding transcription factor activity, RNA polymerase II-specific; protein dimerization activity
Source: RefSeq, a predicted model, not a curated record